AUGCCCGUUGAAGGAUUCAAAGUUGAUGUUGAUAAGGCCGUUGGCCACGUUUUCGAGAGCGAGAAGGUUGUUUGUAACCGUCGUGAUUUCCUUUUGUAUGCUCUCGGUGUCGGUGUCAAGGAAGAUGAAUUAAAGUAUCUCUAUGAAUUAGACAAGGACUUUGCUCCUCUUCCCACAUAUCCUCUUGUUCUCUUGCUCAAGGGUGACGAUUACAACGUCAAUCUCUUCAAGGAACGUGCUCAAGGUAAGGGUACUCUUCCUGGUAUGCCUCCAUAUGAUCCCAACAAGAUUGUCCAUGGUGAGCAAUCUUUGCAAGUGCACAAGCCCUUCCCUAUUGACGGUGGCGUCUUCUCUGCCAAGAAGACUUGUACUGGUAUCUACGAUAAGGGUUCAGGUAUGGUUAUUGAAACCACUGUUGAUCUCUACGACGAACACGAAAAGAUCCAUUACUGCAGCAUGGUCUCCAAGUCAUUCGUUCGUGGAUAUGGUGGUUGGAACGGUCCUAAAGGCCCCAAGGGCGUCUCUUAUCCUCCUCCCAAGCGCAACCCUGAUGCUGUUGAAGUCUUUGCCUCUACUCCUAGCCAAGCUCUCAUCUAUCGUCUUUCUGGCGAUUAUAACCCUCUUCACGCUGAUACUGCAUUAGCUCCUACCAUCGGUUUCCCUAAGCCUAUUCUCCACGGUCUCUGUACUUAUGGUGCUUGUGGUCACUCCAUCGUUAAGGCUUUGGCUGAUAACGAACCUACUCGCUUCAAGUCUAUUGAAGGUCGUUUCGCUUCUCCCGUCUUCCCCGGCGAGACCAUUGAGAUUUACAUGUGGAAGGUUGAUGAUAAGGAUCCCAAGCUUCAAGGUGUCAUUUUCGUUGCCAAGGUCAAGGAAAGAGAUGUCGUUGUUGUUAACAAUGGUUAUGCCACUCUUUACAAAAAGGCUCCUGAAUCCAAGCUUUAA
Molecule: messenger RNA, 945 nt
Organism: Mucor velutinosus
Lineage: Eukaryota; Fungi; Mucoromycota; Mucoromycetes; Mucorales; Mucoraceae
Exons: 4
Coding region: 1-945 (314 amino acids)
Biological process (GO): fatty acid beta-oxidation
Cellular component (GO): peroxisome
Molecular function (GO): 17-beta-hydroxysteroid dehydrogenase (NAD+) activity; enoyl-CoA hydratase activity; (3S)-3-hydroxyacyl-CoA dehydrogenase (NAD+) activity
Source: RefSeq, a predicted model, not a curated record